ACUGCCUGAUAAAAUAUAGCAUACAAGGUCUGUGGUGACAUUCUACUGGAGAAAAUAGCCCCGAUCAACGUCAAAUCGGGUAUACACGAUACUUUUUUUUUCUCAGGAUACAAUCAUUCAUUUUAAGAUUCCUAUCUGGCAAAACUGUUCCGGGGCUCUUUUUUCCGAGGAAUACUUGAAGGCACCAUUGCUGUCACAUGGCAGUCUGAGGAGUAAUGUUAGCCACCGUUACCAUGGAAACGGAGGCCAGUCACAUGCUGGAGGCAGCCCUGGAGCAGAUGGAUGACAUCAUUGCAGGGUCAAAAGCAGCACGAGUGGAACUUUCCGCCGGCGUCUUCCAGCUGGCGUCGGUGCUGCAGUUAGCCGAGGACCUCAGAGGAGCUCUGGAGCUUCAUCCUCAGCCAGAAGCCCGAGAGCAGCUGAGAGAAGAGUUACCUGCAGGAACAGCUGAGACUCUCCAAGCCUGGCUUCACGGUGGCCUUGUGAGCCGGUGUCCUCCUGCCAAGAAUGACAGCUACACGGAGAGACUGCUGCGUCUCGAGGAGGACAAGAAGUCUCUGGUGCUACAGGUGAGUGCACUGACUGAUCAAGUGCAGGCCCAAGGCGAGAAGAUCAGAUAUCUAGAAAGUUCCUUGGAGGACCACAGACGGAAGCUGGCGUCCACUGAGGAAAUGCUUCAACAGGAGCUGGUGAGCAAGACCUCGCUGGAGACCCAGAAGUUGGAUCUGAUGGAUGAGGUCUCGUACCUCAAACUGAAGCUGGUUAGCAUAGAGGAAUCGGACAACACACACAUGGAAGAGCCAACGCACACUCAGCAGAAUAAAGCAGAGAGUGUGGUCAAUCUCAUUAGUGAGCUCCAGGAGCAGAUGUGCCGCUUCCAGGAGGAGAUCAGCACUCGCAUUAAAGAGAAGCGAACGCUGGGAGAAGGGGAGAGCCAGCAGGAAGAGCCCCGAUCCAUCCAGGUCCAGGAGCACAGCUCUCAGGCGGACUUAGUAAGAACUCAGCUGAGCCCGUGUGACUCUGACGGAGGGCUGAGUGCAAAUGAUGUGUUGGAGGAAAUGGAGCAGCUUAGGAAGAAAGUGGGGGAGCUGCAGUGGCAGAAAGGACAAUAUGAGAGGCAGCUUGGAGCCACCAAGGCGGAGAUGUCAGAAAUGCAACACAUGCUGCUCUGCAAGGAUGCUGAGAUCCAGCGCCUGCAGACUCAACGCCUGUCAAACUCCACCAAUGACAACACACACAGAGACCAGGAAUACCAGAGACUGAAGGUGGGGAUGGAGUCUCUUCUAGUUUCCAACGAUGACAAGAGUCGUCGUAUAGAAGAGCUGACCAAUCUCCUGGGCCAAUACAGAAAGAUUAAUGAGCUCAUGAUGCUCACACACGCAGCGAGCAGUGAAGAGGAGCUGAAUGGAAACAUCAGAUUCAUCACACACUCUGAUCUCCUCCAGUCACAGUUGUCAUCUCGAGGAUCUUCUCCACUUCCGUUAUACUCGUCGCCUUACCUGAGAGACGUGGACUCAAGUUUCCAGAAGUCAGUGAACACAUCAGUACUUCCUGCCAGAGACAGCAUCUUCUCCCAGGGGUCAUGGCAUCAGCGCAGGAUGCAGUCCAGCAGUCUGGAGGAGUUGCAGAGCAGAUCUUUCCAGAAGACGCUGCCCACGGAGCAGAAGAAGUAUGGAACUGUUCCAGGAAAGCUGAGGUCAAAGAUGGAGAUGAAUGGCAGGAAAACUGAUGAUGAUGAUGAUGAUGAAGAAGAAGUAUCUCCCGUUAAUAACUCCGAGCGCCGCCUGAGACAUGCAGAGAAGCUGGACGAGUCCAACCAGUCGGACCCGUCCUUCCUGUCCACUGAGAGGGACUCCAGCCUGCAGUCCGCCAUGUCAGCAGAAAGCAGGAAGAGUCACAGAGGCAUCAAGAAACUGUGGGGCUUCAUCCGUCGCAGUCAGUCAGGUAGUCCAGUCCAGGUCCAUGACCCGAACCUUGGUGACUUUAAGCGGGGAAACAUCAGAGCCAGCGCUGGACCAAGACUGGCACCUUCAGUUCAUAUGCGGCACGUAGACUUGAAGGUUCCUUUUUCCAAGUGGAGCACAGAGCAGACGUGUGAUUGGCUGGAAGACAUUGGACUGGGACAGUACGCCAUGCUCGCUCGCCAUUGGCUCAACGAUGGUCAAACUCUACUGGCAGCCACGCCACACGAUCUACACAAGGAAAUGGGAAUGAAGAAUCCUUUGCAUCGGAAGAAACUCCAGCUGGCCAUCAAGUCUCUGAGUAGCAAGCAGCAGCAGAAGUCUGCUGACUUGGAUUACAUCUGGGUCACUCGAUGGCUGGAUGACAUUGGACUUCCUCAGUAUAAAGAUCAAUUUAGUGAAGCAAGAGUGGAUGGACGUAUGCUGCAGUACUUGACGGUGAAGGAUCUGUCAGUCCUGAAGGUAAACAGCCAGCUGCAUCAUCUGAGCAUCAGGUGUGCCAUCCAUGUUCUCCACCUCAACAAGUUCCAUCCCUUCUGCAUGAAGCGCCGACCCAGCACUGACCAGUUGAGUGGAGGGGAGGUGGCCCAGUGGUCCAACCACAGAGUCAUGGAGUGGCUGAGAUCUGUAGACCUGGCAGAGUAUGCCCCAAACCUGCGUGGCAGUGGAGUUCAUGGAGGUCUGAUAAUGCUGGAGCCUGGCUUUAACGCCGACACGCUGGCCAUGUUGCUGAACAUCCCGCCUCACAAAACUCUGCUCAGACGCCACCUCAGCACCAACUUCGACAACCUGCUGGGGAGACACGCCCAGCAGGAGAAGCGACAAUACGCCCAAGCCGCUGACCACUCGCCACUCGACAUUACCGCUAAGAUCAAGCCAAAAAAGGUGGUCUUUUCCAACUUGGCUCACUUGCGCAGGAAGCGUCCAGAAGAGUCCGAGGACUACAUUUGUCCCGUGGGAUGUGGUGGUCCUCAGGACGGAUGCACAUCAGAGAACCAGAUCCACCAGGCCAACAUCCUGGAUCCUGAUGAGUCCACAGACCAGCCUUUCCUUCAUCUUCAUCCUCCUGAAGGCCACCAGUGUGACUUGGACCAGUGAUGUCCAAUUCUCAUCAUCAACUCUUCCUCUGCAACAAAUGUAGCAAAACACGAGUAAUACUUCCUUUUUUGACUUUAUACUUACACUUUAUUUGUACUUAAUACACUUCCACUUGGAAUACUGUUGCAGUCUUUCAUUUAAUUAUUUUGUGUUCCUUCUGGUUUUUGGACAUUCUGUACUAAAGGUAGUAACAUUUUGUUUAGAAUAAACACAACGUGUGUAAAAUGUACUUUAUUCUCCAAAUAUGCGAUUUACUUCCUAGUGUACAAAUGAAUUUAAACAUGCAAAUAAACAUGUUCGUUGUACUACAA
This is a messenger RNA of Nerophis ophidion (straightnose pipefish), 3370 nucleotides long. Its product is annotated as liprin-beta-2-like. Gene Ontology annotation, molecular function: protein binding. Gene Ontology annotation, biological process: neuromuscular junction development. Gene Ontology annotation, cellular component: presynaptic active zone. The record is from RefSeq and is a predicted model, not a curated record. The transcript is spliced from 26 exons. NCBI's taxonomy places the organism in Eukaryota, Metazoa, Chordata, Actinopteri, Syngnathiformes, Syngnathidae. Bases 216 to 3059 code for a protein of 947 amino acids.